This is a messenger RNA of Scylla paramamosain (green mud crab), 2746 nucleotides long. RefSeq names its product BTB/POZ domain-containing protein 6-like. Gene Ontology annotation, molecular function: protein binding. The coding region runs from base 283 to 2241 and encodes 652 amino acids. The record is from RefSeq and is a predicted model, not a curated record. NCBI's taxonomy places the organism in Eukaryota, Metazoa, Arthropoda, Malacostraca, Decapoda, Portunidae. Gene Ontology annotation, biological process: neurogenesis. The transcript has 6 exons. Gene Ontology annotation, cellular component: cytosol.
CCCUUCAGUCAGCCAUUCCAGCAGUCAGUCCUCGUGCAGCAGUUUGCCUUGUGUUACUGGCUCCCGGACGCCCCUUUUAGCAAAGACUGCCGGCCAAGCACUUUCCUCCACCAGAUUACCUCGCCCACCUCAACUAGGGAAGGGAGGAAACUACGAAGUAACGAUUGAAGACACUGGGCCAACCUUGCGUCCCUGGCAUGAGCAGUGUAUGCAUUACGCACGCAUGUUUGAGACCGGAGCUUCGAACAAUAACCGAGGUAUUGAAUUGCAGACUAAACAAAGAUGGCGGAAGCUUUGUUGAACCAAUCUUUGACGGGGCAGGAGGAGGAGCGAGAAGCAGAUGAAGGAAGAAGAGAGGAGGAAAGAUCGCCAGAUGAAGGAAGAGGAGCAAGGGAGGAGGAAAGACAAGAUGAAGGAAGAAGAGGAGAGGAGGAAAGAGGAGCUGUAGGAGAGGAGAGACGAGGAACAGAAGAGGAAAGAAGAGAAGUACACGGGGAGGCAAGACAACCAGAUGAGGGAAGAGGAGCAGGAGGGGAGGAGGAGGAGGAGGAGAGACGAGCAGAUGAAGGAAGAGAAGGAGUGGAGGAAGAAAGACAGCCAGAUGACGGUAGAAGAGAAGAGGAAGAAGAGUUAGAGAUUGAAGACGAAGACGAUUAUGAGGAGGAAGAGGAGGAGAGAGAAGCAGAAGACAGAGAAGCGGACGACGAAAGAGAACGGGAAGAGGAAUUACAACUACAGCAACAAAACAGAGGAGGAGAAAGACUUAGAGAUGUAGUAGAUGGCAGAGGAGCCUUAGAAACCUUAGGAGAAGCACCAAGACGCAUGAUAGAUCGAGAGGACAGAAUGUACUUGGCGGAGGAGCAUGAGAUGUCGCAGGUGGCCAGACUGACGGGCAAGGACUGGUGGCAGUGUCACCUGGGCACGGUGAAGCAGCGCAUGGCCACCCUGCACCACCACAGCAGACUCUACGAUGUCGUGCUCUGCUUCCCUAAAUACCAAGUGGAGAUGAAGGCACACAAGCUGGUCCUGGCCAUGAGCAGCCCUGUCCUGGAGGCGAUGCUGUUCGGGCCGAUGAGCCAAGACGCUGACGGACGCCCCCACUACCUGACGCUGGCGCAGGAUUUGCCUGAGACCUUCGAGUGGCUCCUGCGUUACCUGUACCGCGACGAGACUAAGUUUCAAGGCACCGUGCAGGCCCUAAGCGUCUACGAGGCUGCACACAAGUACCAGAUAGAUGCCCUCGCCAGACUGUGCUCCCAUUACCUGGCAGACUCCGUGACUCCUGACAACUUCCCCUUCGUGUUUGAUCCUGCGGUGCUGCACGAAGACGCUGAGCUGCUGAACAGGUGUUACGAGGUGGCGGCGGUGCAGGGGCGGGAAGUGCUGAGUUGCCCGGACCUGUGUGUGCUGCGGCGGCCUGCCCUGCGUGCCCUGCUCACCCUCCCGCGCCUCAACGUGGACAAGGAGAGCUACGUGUUCCGCGCCCUCGUACAGUGGGGUUGGUACCACUUGGACGAAGGGCCGCCGCCCCCCGCCAAGCCCUGCCCGGAGUUGCUGCCAGCGCGGCGGCGGCUGAGGGCAAUCAUCGACGAGUUUCUGCCGUACGUGCGCUUCCUGGCGAUGGAUCUGAACGAGUUCGUGAAUGAAGUGGAGGGGAGCCAGCUGCUGAGCCCCGACGAGUGCAUGGCGGUGGUGCGAGCCCUGAGGGGCAUCGCGCCCGCGCCUGUGCUGCCACACUUCAUAUCGGCCGAUGCCACGCGGCGCCGCAAGGGCUUGGUGACCGUGGCCGUGCUGAUCAGCCCGCCAUCCAACGAGCCCCUCACCUUCGAGUACCUGGAGAUCCUCAGCAUCAACCUGAUGCAGAACCUGACGGUGAGCACCGCGGUGCACCUGGUGCGUCUGGCCAGCACGGGCGUGUGCAGUCUGCGGGAGGGCAGCGUGGUGGUGUGGGACGAGGGCGGGGACCACGUGGCCAGGGGUGUGUGGUCAGGGAACGGUUGCCUCUUUCGGCGGCCCGUGUCGCUGGCGGUGGGACGGCGGUACUCCGCAGUGCUGACGCUGAAGGAGGCCUGGUGUGUACUGACCACCACGACCAUCAACGUGACCCACAAGCGCAUAGUUUUCCGAGGUCAGACGCAGUGUGGGGGACGCCUCAGAUUGGAGUACAUGUCCGGCGCCUUCUUGCCCCCGCCCUCCCUGCAGCGCCGCCUGCCGGCCUCCGUCUGCCUCAUAGACUCCUGAUAAGUCCUUCCUGCAGCGUGCCGAGGGUUCAGAGGCCAAUGGACGUUUAAGACAAGGGCAGGACACGUGCCCGCUACAAGAGCUGAGGGACACGAAAGAUGGCAAAAAAAAAACAAAAAAAAAAAAACAGGGCGGAAGUGGCGGGAAGACUUGGGUGAUGUGAGAGGAACACACACUCUUGACAAAUAUUCCUCCUCCUCCUCCAGCUAAGAACUUUUAUGAAAUGAGUUUAGUAAUCAGUCGUGAUUCUUAGGCUUGAAGUUUUAAUAUGACCAUCGAUCUGUUUUUAGAUUUUUUUUUCUUUUUUAAGUUCGAUAAGGCUCGCGCUUUCAGUUGUUCAGAGACCUCCGUGCACCAACUUGUUAUUUUAAACUAAAAACAUUGUAGAAGCUUUUUUAUUAGUAUUUUUUAAUAUGUAUCUUAAUUACGAACACGAAAUAAGUUUUAACUUGUCGAGUCUUAUGAUGUAUAUUAACAGUUCAUAUAAAAUAUUAAUGUGUGAUAA